AUGUGCAGUAUUCAAGCGCUGCGUUGCGAGAUAAUAAAAUCAGCUCAGAAAAAUGCUUCAUUCUCCACAUCUUGUCCCACUUACCAUCAACUGGGACAAAGAGCUUUAAAGCAAAUUAUGAAAUAUGAUAUCAUCGUCAUGACAUUUCAAUCCCACAUUUACUUCCGAUACAUCACAAACGUACUCGAAAUGUUAAAUAAGUACUUUUGCCAACAACAUCUCAUACACUCUUCACCAUGUGAUGUCCCGGCCCUCACAAUUUUGUAA
Molecule: messenger RNA, 267 nt
Organism: Clunio marinus
Lineage: Eukaryota; Metazoa; Arthropoda; Insecta; Diptera; Chironomidae
Source: the annotation of a GenBank genome assembly